CUACUCGCUUUCAUUUUUCAGUUUCGAUUAUUCAGCGCUCGCAACAGGUGUGUGGUCUUCUUCCGGAUAGACUAAACUCUACAUCAAACUUCCAUCGUUGUGACUGCCAUUUCGUGCACGAUUUAACGCAAAUUCGUUUUAGUGCACGCAACAAGUUUAGAUCCAGAAUCUCCGGAAAUGGCUGCAUUGAAGCAAUACUCGUACGCCGAAGUGGCAAAGCACAACACCCCCGCAGACCUGUGGAUGGUCAUCGACGACAAAGUCUACGACGUCACCAAAUUCCAAAACGAGCAUCCCGGAGGGGAGGAAGUUCUGAUUGAGAUGGCUGGAAAGGAUGCCACCAACGAGUUCAACGAUGUUGGCCACAGUACCGAUGCAAAAGCACAAAUGAAGCAAUUCGUCGUGGGAGAGAUCAUUGAAGCCGAGCGGAAAAAGAAUGUUUCGAAACAAGAUUCCGAUUCUCCGUCCUCGUCAUCCGGAUCCUGGUUUGGAGCCUUGAAGGCUAAGCUUUUUGGAUAGGAUUUAACGCAUUAGUUGCUGUUAUUAAUACUUGUAUCGAAUACAAUAGCUAAGGCAUUCUGCUUAACUAUCUUAAAGUAACUUUAUUCAAACUACCUGUGGUGCUAUGUUUAAAACAUUCUAUCCGAGAUAAUAAAAGUUUACUAUUAUACACUUUACUAUCAAGCAA
Molecule: messenger RNA, 688 nt
Organism: Aedes aegypti (yellow fever mosquito)
Lineage: Eukaryota; Metazoa; Arthropoda; Insecta; Diptera; Culicidae
Product: cytochrome b5-like
Exons: 4
Coding region: 178-519 (113 amino acids)
Cellular component (GO): membrane; intracellular membrane-bounded organelle
Molecular function (GO): heme binding
Source: RefSeq, a predicted model, not a curated record